This is a messenger RNA of Macadamia integrifolia, 2559 nucleotides long. RefSeq names its product glutamyl-tRNA(Gln) amidotransferase subunit B, chloroplastic/mitochondrial. The coding region runs from base 487 to 2133 and encodes 548 amino acids. Gene Ontology annotation, biological process: mitochondrial translation; glutaminyl-tRNAGln biosynthesis via transamidation. The transcript has 9 exons. The record is from RefSeq and is a predicted model, not a curated record. Gene Ontology annotation, molecular function: glutaminyl-tRNA synthase (glutamine-hydrolyzing) activity. NCBI's taxonomy places the organism in Eukaryota, Viridiplantae, Streptophyta, Magnoliopsida, Proteales, Proteaceae.
UUCCAUCCUCGUUUCUGAUAUGUUUCUGCACUUAUCCGCCUCCAAAGACAAAAAUAGCGGCGUUCGGCUCGAGUUUUAACUGAAGUCGCAAAUAUGGGUUGCGACUUUGACCAGUGUUCAGUUUAUUUGGGACUUUCAAGAUUUUAGGAGGAAAUUGAGAAAUUCGGAUAUUUUAUUUCAGAUAAUUACUUUGAGCUCUUCUUCUAUUUGGGUUAUCAGUUCGGUUGGCUGUGAUGUUCCACCCUCUCUCUCAGCUACGCCCUUGUCCCUUCCUCAUUCAUCUUCUCCGAUCGAACUCUCUCUUUCUCAGUUCUCUCCAUUCUCUCCAUGUCUCUGUUGACAUUUUUCAGCUCUGAUAUUGUUCUUUCCUCCCUCUCUCAUUUUCCUGGUCUGGAAUUGAAGAUACGAUCAUACGAAUCAGUAUUCCAGUGGUUGAAGCUCCGUGGACGCAUCAAUUAGCUUAUUUCGUACUAACUAGCAAAUUAGAUGGCUUCGAUAUGUUUUAGGGGGAUCCGAGCACACCCUUUCUUUCUUUAUCCGUCUGCACAUUUUGCUAGAAAAAAUGGUGCCUUUUUUUGCACCACUGAAAGUGUGCAAGCCCCAACAACUACACAUGAAAACCAGCAAUCUGAGACAACAUUUUCUCAUCGUACCCAAACCAAAACAGUUGAGAAAACCUCAAAGGAUUACGAAACAAUCAUUGGUAUAGAGACCCAUGUACAGAUCUCCACUCUUACUAAGGCCUUCUGUAGGUGUCCUUAUUUUUAUGGGUCUCAACCAAACACCCAUGUUUGCCCUAUUUGCAUGGGCCUGCCUGGCGCUUUGCCAGUUUUGAACUCAAAAGUCAUUGAGUUUGCUGUGAUAGUGGGUCUCGCGCUCAAUUGUAACCUUUCUAUGAACUCAAAAUUUGAUAGGAAACAGUACUUCUACCCUGAUCUUCCAAAGGGCUACCAAAUAUCUCAGUUUGAUGUCCCAAUUGCUACGGGUGGUUUCAUUGAGCUGGAUCUUCCCACCGAGUAUGGUGGAGGGCAUAGGAGGUUUGGGAUUACUAGGGUUCAUAUGGAAGAAGAUGCAGGGAAAUUACUUCACUCGGGAACUGAAAGCUACUCCCAGGUUGACCUGAAUAGAGCAGGGGUGCCUUUGCUUGAGAUUGUGUCUGAGCCUGAUAUGAGAAGCGGUCUUGAGGCUGCAGAGUAUGCAGCAGAGAUACAGAGGUUGGUUCGGUAUUUGGGUGUAAGCAAUGGCAAUAUGCAGGAAGGUUCACUGCGCUGUGAUGUAAAUGUCUCUGUCCGGCCAAUUGGGCAGUCAGAGUUUGGGACUAAGGUUGAGAUAAAGAACGUUAACUCAUUUUCGGCAAUAAAUCGGGCAAUUGAUUUUGAGAUUUCCAGGCAGGUAGAUCUCCAUAGUCAAGGGCAGGGUGAUCAGAUUGUACAGGAAACUCGACUUUGGGAAGAGGGGACUCAGAGAACAGUUUCAAUGAGGAAAAAGGAAGGGCUUUCUGAUUAUCGAUAUUUUCCCGAACCAGAUCUUCCAGAAGUUAUUCUCAGUGAAGAAUAUGUCAACACUAUUUCUUCUUCUUUACCUGAACUUCCAGAAAUGAAGCGCAGACGAUAUGAAAAUAUGGGCCUCAGCAUGCAGGAUGUACUUUUUCUUGCUAAUGAUAAAAAUGUGGCAGAUUUUUUUGAUGCAGCUGUUGGGAAGGGUUCUGAUGUGAAGCUGGCUGCCAAUUGGAUAAUGGGUGAUAUUGCUGCCUAUCUGAACAAUGAAAGAUUGUCUAUAAACGAGAUAAAACUUACACCCCAGGAGCUGGCUGAACUAAUAUCUUCCAUUAAAGGCGGGACUAUAAGUGGAAAGAUUGGGAAAGAGAUACUUUUUGAGUUAAUAUCCAAAGGAGGCACUGUCAAGGCAAUGAUAGAAGAAAAAGAUCUAGUUCAGAUAGUGGAUCCUGCUGAGAUUGAGAAAAUGGUGGAUAAAGUGAUUGCAGAAAAUCCAAAGCAGCUUCAGCAAUAUCGUGGAGGCAAAACUAAGUUGCAAGGAUAUUUUGCUGGUCAGGUGAUGAAGGAAUCAAAAGGUAAAGCCAAUCCCCAGCUUCUGAACAAGAUCCUUUCAGAGAAAUUAAAUAGCAAAAGCUGACGAUUUCAGAGUUGGGUGGGUGCCUAUGGUCUAUAUUGAUGCCAACGUAUUAUUUUUCGUCAUUUUAAGUAUGUCCCCUCAUUGCCGUUAGAAAGUCCAUGUGUAUCUUCCCUACCGUAUGCACCAAGGGUGGAGCUGUGGGUAACAUUGGCUUGCUCCCACCAAACUUUCUGCCAAACUUUGGAGGCUGCGAACCAUCUUCCAGUCUGUAGGAGCCAGUUAAAGUUGAACUUGUGGUGGUUAGCUCCCGUUACUGGGCCUUUGGGAGGGCUAUCAUCUGUUAUUAGAAAGUGAACAAGUCAAAUAAUUAUAACCCAGUGCUUUUAGCAUCUGUUGUUGAGUCCUUUGGCUCAGAUCAGUACUGAAUUGUCUGUUUUCUUUUCUCAUAUAACCUUGAUUUAUUAAUUUAUAAAUUUAUAUUUAAAC